GACUGGUGGAUUCACCUCCAGUCCGCCUCCAGCUCCGCACAUGAGAAGUUCACGGGCGCUCCCGCGUUCCCGGGGCCGGUAAAGCAGUCGGCUCCGCGGCGGGGAGGAUGGAGGGCGGCGGAGCGAAGAAGCUCAUCCAGAUCAGUGGACCGGCUCUGUCCAAGAGGAAACUUUUGGUGGGAUUAGAUCUGCUCUGCCUCCUUCUCGCUUCCAUCCCCUUUUUCGCGUGCGAGCUGAAGGCGGUGAGCCCGUACAGGAGAGGCUUCGUGUGUGGCGAUCCGAGCAUCACCUACCCCUACCUGCACAGAGAAAUCAUACCGGACGAGCUGCUCAUCGCUGGCGGCAUCAUCAUCACCGGCCUGACGAUUGCCCUCGGGGAGUGUUACCGGGUGCGUUUUCGAAGCGUGAGCUCCAAGGCCUUCGUCAGGAACCUGUACGUGUCCUGUCUGUACAAGGAGCUGGGCAGCUUCCUGUUUGGCUGCUGCAUCGGCCAGUCGUUGACCAACAUGGCCAAGCUCAGCGUCGGACGGCUGCGGCCGCACUUCCUGUCCGUGUGCGGCGUCACCUACGCGUCGCUCAACUGCACGCCCGGGACCUACGUUGCGACGGUGACGUGUCGUCAGCCUGACCACCGGCUAGAGGAGGAGGCCAGGAAGUCCUUCUUCUCUGGCCACGCUUCUUUUGCAAUGUACACAAUGCUCUAUUUAGCAUUUUACCUGCAGGCUCGGUUUACGUGGCGUGGAGCUCGACUGCUGAGGCCGGCGCUGCAGUUUUUUCUGGUUCUGCUGGCAUUCUACACAGGCCUGACCCGCAUCUCGGACUACAGGCACCACCCAUCCGACGUGCUAACAGGCUACAUACAGGGAGCCCUCACUGCCUACUGGGUGGCUUUCCACAUUUCAUCUAUGUUCAAAAGCUCCAGUUCAGAUUUAUCUCCGACCGAGACACCAGACAGCCCCCUGUCACCCCACCAUACUGUCUGCUAAAACACCCACUGACCCCUUCGUGUACCACCGUCCACCUGCUGCCCGAGGUCUGCUUUGGAUUGGCAAGAGAUGUAAAGAAUGUGAGACCAUUUCCUGUGAAAUCAAACCACAUACCUCAGUAUUUGAACAGAAUGUAAGAGAGAAAAGAAGAGCUGACCUUGUGAAAUACUGUCUGUGGCUCAGGAGAGA
Messenger RNA from Salarias fasciatus (jewelled blenny), 1175 nucleotides. Its product is annotated as phospholipid phosphatase 3-like. The record is from RefSeq and is a predicted model, not a curated record. The coding region runs from base 108 to 986 and encodes 292 amino acids. Gene Ontology annotation, molecular function: phosphatidate phosphatase activity. The transcript has 6 exons. Gene Ontology annotation, cellular component: plasma membrane. Lineage: Eukaryota; Metazoa; Chordata; Actinopteri; Blenniiformes; Blenniidae. Gene Ontology annotation, biological process: signal transduction; phospholipid dephosphorylation; phospholipid metabolic process.